Messenger RNA from Ostreobium quekettii, 636 nucleotides. NCBI's taxonomy places the organism in Eukaryota, Viridiplantae, Chlorophyta, Ulvophyceae, Bryopsidales, Ostreobiaceae. The record is from the annotation of a GenBank genome assembly.
AUGGAGUUUGUCAUGGAUGUGGCUGUUGAGGCACACAAGUACCAUGUGCAGCAAGUGGAAACGAAACUGUGCAGGCACCUGGUGAAGUUUGUGAAAGAUUGCCACCGGCCCCAGCUUUUCCGGAUUGCGGGGAUCGCCAGCCAAUGCAAUGCCAGGGAGCUCAUUGCACAGUGCAAGGAAAGGCUACAAGAAGAAGUGGUCAACAAGCUUGGCAGUGAAGAUGCCGUCCUUCAUGAUAUCUGUAAAGACGUUAAAGACUGUGGUCAACACUGGCCCAGCGACACAUUGGCAGAUCUCCUCUGUGACGUCAUCCAAAGGGGCUCAAAGCUCAUUCAUGCAGCAUCUGAGAGGGCUAACAAACAGAUUGCUGCCAGCAAUGCUGCUCACAGUGCUGAGAAGGCUCGCUUGGAGAGCGAGUUGCAGGCAAGCCGGGGGAGAGUAGCAGAAUUGCAGUCUGCUAUUAAGCUUAUGGCGAUCAUCGAGGACCAACUAGCAGAAAGUGAGGAAGAAGUUGAAGGCCUCCAGGGUAGGAUACAAACUUUAGAGACGUGCAUCGAUGAGGCCGAUUGCUUUGUGAGCAACAGAGGGAAUUUGUGCCUGAACAGCACCAGGCGUCCUGUCAGGGAUUGCUUUUGA